AUGUCGAUGGCUGUGGGCUCAGCAGUUCCGCCUGUCCCAUUUCAAUGGCAGAAUGUCAAGCAUCUAAUCGCCUUCGGCGACUCCUACACCUACGUGCAAGGUGUCCAGGGUCAUCAGAACUACAGCUUCAUUGGUGAUUAUCUGCCAGGGAAUUUUGCUUACGAUGCAGAAACUCUCUUAUCGAACCAAAUCGUGCAAAACUUCACUGGAACGGCGGAGGGCGGGCCCAACUGGGUCGAGUAUCUUACGGGUUGCGGUCAGGAGCCCGGAUUGACGUCACCCCUGUCUUGUGACUUACAGCUUUGGGAUUUCGCAUUUGCGGGUGCAGAUGUCUCAACAGAGUUCACGCCGCUUCACCACAACUUUACCGUCCCGCUUGUCAACCAGACGCAGCAGUUCCUUACCUACGGGCAGCCAGUAUUUGAAAAUGAGCUGCAGGUCUCAGCCUCCGAGACUCUUGUCGCAAUCUGGAUCGGAAUCAAUGACAUUAAUGAUCUUUCUAAGACCUACUCGGGUGCCUACGACUUUCCUAGCACCUUCAACUCCAUCAUCUCCACCAUAUUUUCCCAAUCUGUCACACCUCUGUUUGAGGCGGGCUAUAACAAUUUCCUAUUCGUCAAUCUACCACCCCUGGAUCGGACACCUGGAAACGCAAAUAAAGCCAGUCCAUCGCCCAACGAGACAAUGAUAGGGUGGUGGGGUGACACUCUCCAGCAGUACAGCGAUGACUUUUCGAAGCAGAAUGCAGGAACCACGACGAUGGUAUUUGACGCGAAUACAUUUUUGAAUGGUGUUCUGGAUAAUGCGAGCGAGUACGGCAUCACAAAUACAACUGACUACUGUGCUGGGUAUUUGUACGCAGACGUCUUGACGGACUGGGAGAAAUACGGCUGCUCUGGUCCACUUGACACCUACUUUUGGUUCAAUAGCGGACACAUGACAAGUCGUGUUCAUGAGAUUCUAGCUCCAGAAGUGGCAAAAUUCUUGAGUGCCUAG
This is a messenger RNA of Diaporthe amygdali, 996 nucleotides long. RefSeq lists its product as uncharacterized. Gene Ontology annotation, molecular function: hydrolase activity, acting on ester bonds. The coding region runs from base 1 to 996 and encodes 331 amino acids. Lineage: Eukaryota; Fungi; Ascomycota; Sordariomycetes; Diaporthales; Diaporthaceae. The transcript has 4 exons. The record is from RefSeq and is a predicted model, not a curated record.